AUGGAAGCUCCUAAAAUUAUAGUGGCUGUUAGAAAAAGACCAUUAUCGAAAAAAGAGGUAAAGGAAGGUCAAAAAGAUAUUGUAGAAGUUUAGGGAAAUACAGUAAUCUUGCGUGAACCUAGAGUCAAAGUAGAUUUAACUAGGUUUAUGGAAGAGUUCACUUUCAAUUUUGAUGCAGCAAUUGAUCAGUUUUGUAGUAAUGAAGAACUUUAUAAAUCUCUUGUUUAACCUAUGGUACAAGCCGCGAUUAAUGGAACUAAGAUCACAUGUUUUGCUUAUGGUUAAACAGGGUCAGGGAAAACUUACACAAUGCUAGGAGAUCAGAAUGUAGUUGGGAUAUAUACUUUAGCAGCUUUUGAUCUAUUUUAAAUGGUUCCUAAUUCCAUUAGUAUAAGUGUCUCUUUUUAUGAAAUAUAUUGCUCUAAGUUAUUCGAUCUUUUAAAUGAUCGUUAACAAUUAGUGGCCAGAGAAGAUGCGAAAGGCUAAGUCAUCAUUGCAGGAUUAUCAGAAUGCAAAGUCAAUCAUGUCCAAGAAUUCUUAAAGACUGUGGAUAUGGGAAUCAAGAGUAGAGUUACAGCGUAGAAUAGUGUGAAUCAGGACUCUUCAAGAUCACAUGCUAUUUUGUAAAUUAAUCUGAGAUAAUCAAAUAAGAUGAUUGGGAAGUUAUCAUUCAUCGAUUUGGCAGGAAGUGAAAGAGGGGCAGAUGUUGUAGAGCAUCAUAGACAAACCAGGAUUGAUGGAGCUGAGAUCAAUAAGUCUCUCUUGGCUCUUAAAGAGUGCAUCCGAGCCUUGGAUCUGAAUAAAAAUCACACUCCUUUUAGAGGCUCCAAAUUAACUUAGGUUCUUAAGGACUCUUUUACUGGGAAUUGUAGAACUCUUAUGAUUGGAACUAUAUCUUCUUGUCAUAAGGAUGCUGAGCAUAGUUUGAAUACAUUGAGAUAUGCAGAUAGAGUUAAGGAAUUACGAACACCACAAUCUUCCAAUGCUGCUGAUUAAUUGGCUAGAGAGUUGAUGCUUCCAAGAUAAUACAAUUUGAAUAAUCAAUUUUUUGAUGGACCUUCUGCUCCCAGAUCGAUUUCACCUCCUAAAUUAUUUGAACUCGAUGAAAAAGAGGAAGAUGAAAUCAUCUAUCAUGAGCCAAAUAAGAACCUUAAUCUGAAGGAUAAACACGAAGAAUUAAUCUAAAAAAUAUUGAAAGAAGAAAGAGCCUUAAAAACUGCUCAUCGAGAUCACAUCGAUGAUUUGGUGGACCUAACUAAGGAAGACAUGAAACUGUUAUAGAUGUACAACCAACCUAAUUCUAUUGUGGAGGAUUAUGUUGAUGAAUUAGACAGAGUGCUCUCUCUCAAAAUUGGCUUAAUUAAAAAACUGAAAUCAAGACUCUAGCAAUUUAAAUAACACCUAAUGGAUGAACAAGAUUUGUCACUCUAAUGCCAAACACAUUUCUACUAGAAACAACACUAAAACUGA
Molecule: messenger RNA, 1470 nt
Organism: Paramecium tetraurelia
Lineage: Eukaryota; Ciliophora; Oligohymenophorea; Peniculida; Parameciidae
Exons: 4
Biological process (GO): microtubule-based movement
Molecular function (GO): ATP binding; microtubule motor activity; microtubule binding
Source: RefSeq, a predicted model, not a curated record